CAUCUCAUGAUUAUAUACGUGAAGAUGCAAAAAUGAAUAACAAAAAAUAUAGAGAUGACAUGAAAAUAUUAAUGGAGAAAAAAGUUAAAAAGAAAGAUCUAUUUAAGGUUGGUGAUAUUGUUAAUCUUAAAAUUCCAAAAGCAGAUAAAGGAAAAUUAGGACGCAGUCAUUUACCUUGUAAGAUUUUACAAGUUAAAUCUAAUGGCUUUUACAAUUUGGGAUGUUUUGCGGGAACAUUAAAUGUAAACUAUAAGGGAAAUUGUUUGGAAUCAACUGAAUUAACUUCUAUGGCUGAAUUAACAAAUAUUCCAAACAAGGUAGUAACUGUUACAGAAGCAGUUAGAUUACAAAGUAAUAUAAAUUCAGUUAAAUGCAAAUGUCCUAAUACAAAUUGUAGUACUAUGAAAUGUGCAUGUAAGAAAUUAAAUUUGUCUUGUAAUAUUAGAUGUCAUCCUGGUAAAACAUGUCAUAAUCCUUCUUUAUAAUAAUUAAAAGAUAUUAUAAAUUGUUUAUUUUGGAAUUUUAAAAGUUUUCUAUUGCAA
Molecule: messenger RNA, 542 nt
Organism: Rhizophagus irregularis DAOM 181602=DAOM 197198
Lineage: Eukaryota; Fungi; Glomeromycota; Glomeromycetes; Glomerales; Glomeraceae
Source: RefSeq, a predicted model, not a curated record